CAUAAAUCCCGAGACCAAACCUUCGCCUCCAUUCGUCCCCCGCCGCCGCCGCUCCCAGUCUCCACGCGGAAGCAGCGCCUCGCAACGCUCCUACCCAAUGGCGCCGACGUCGAAGCUGUCGAUGGGCAUCAAGCGCGCGUCGCGGUCGCACGCGUACCACCGCCGUGGGCUCUGGGCCAUCAAGGCCAAGAACGGCGGCGUCUUCCCCAAGGCCGAGAAGCCCGCCGCCGCCGCGGAACCCAAGUUCUACCCCGCCGACGACGUCAAGCCUCGCGUUCCCAGCACCCGCAAGCCUAAUCCCACCAAGCUCAGGUCGAGCAUCACGCCUGGGACGGUGCUGAUCCUCCUCGCGGGGCGCUUCAUGGGGAAGAGAGUGGUGUUCCUCAAGCAGCUCAACUCCGGCCUGCUCCUCGUCUCUGGUCCAUUCAAGAUCAAUGGAGUACCGAUCCGUCGUGUCAACCAGACCUAUGUCAUUGCUACAUCAACCAAGGUUGACAUCUCUGGUGUUGAUGUCGCGAAGUUUGAUGACAAGUACUUUGCCAGGGAGAAAAAGCAGAAGGUGAAGAAGACGGAGGGUGAGCUUUUUGAGACAGAGAAGGAGGCGUCCAAGUCUCUGCCUGAUUUCAAAAAGGAUGACCAGAAGGCCGUGGAUGCUGCUCUGAUCAAGGCUAUUGAGGCUAUCCCAGAGCUGAAGGCCUAUCUUGGCGCUCGGUUCUCCCUUAGGGAUGGUGACAAGCCCCACGAGAUGGUCUUCUAAACCGAGUUUUGGAGUUCGGAGGAAGUCGCUUUGGCUGUGCUCUCUUGUGACAAGCCCCACGAGAUGGUCUCCCAGAGCUGAAGGCCUACCUUGUUUCAUUCUGCUUGAAGUCUGUCAAAUAUUAUGAGAAGAUCUAAGAAAGUUUUAUCGGUAUUGGUGGUUCAGCAUGGCGUUAUCUGCUUUUGGUUCUUUGUGUAGGUCAAUGUUGUCUUAAGAUCAUAUUUUGUUUGAAUUGCUGACUGUCGUGUUUUUUUGCUAUCUUUGAACGUCUUAACCGUUCCACUA
Molecule: messenger RNA, 1042 nt
Organism: Zea mays
Lineage: Eukaryota; Viridiplantae; Streptophyta; Magnoliopsida; Poales; Poaceae
Product: 60S ribosomal protein L6-like
Exons: 4
Coding region: 98-757 (219 amino acids)
Biological process (GO): cytoplasmic translation; ribosomal large subunit assembly
Cellular component (GO): ribosome; cytosolic large ribosomal subunit
Molecular function (GO): RNA binding; structural constituent of ribosome
Source: RefSeq, marked validated